UUUUCGAAGGGGGAGCGGAUUAAAAUGAUUUCAACCAUGCUAAUCAAGCUUUCUAUAAUUUGUUUCUUCUUAACAAGAAAUUGAAGGCUAGAGGAAGUUUUCGCAAGAACGAAUGAGAUGUAGAGCCAAUGUUAUAGUGAAUCUACGACCAGCUUUAGGGCUCCAAGCUGUAGCUGAUAUGAUUGAGAAGAAUGCCGUAGUAAUACAAGGAAAUUGUCUUGGCUUUGUCUUAAUUCCCCUAACUAUAGCCCAAUUAGAGAAUCCCUUGGAUUAUGUCCACAAAGCGAAGACAUCAAUGGAUCGAAAGAAGCAUUCCCUUGAGUCUCAAUGCAUCUUUUACGCUUCACAGCUUUUGCUCAAGUUCUUUGGCUUUAAGGGUUCGACAAAACUUUCUCAAAGAGCUCCCUCCCAAACCACACCAACCUUUUCAAACGUAGUCGGUCCGAUUGAAGAAGUUUCUUGCUCAGGCCAUCAAUUGGCAUUCCUUGCCCCAACAUGCUAUGGCUAUCCCACUGGCUUACUGGUUCAUGUGUGUAGCUAUGCCAAGAAGUUAACAUUUACUAUAGCCGUUGAAGAAGGAAUAAUUCCAGAUCCAAACCAGCUUGGUGAUGAUUUUGUCCAUUCAUUCAUGCUUAUCAAAGAGGCUGCCCUCGCAAAAUUGAGAAUCAAGGUUGACUAGCUCAUUACACAUUUGAAAGCCCCCAAUAAAACUUAAAACUUGGUCUUUAUGUGAUGAUCAUUGACGAGUACAUUUAUGAUAUGUAAUUUAUUGCUGGAAAUAUUAUAUUUGGUUAUAUAAUAUUGUCGUAACAUUGUCAUGAAGUAAAAUUAUUAUCCUUGUG
This is a messenger RNA of Lycium barbarum (goji berry), 842 nucleotides long. Its product is annotated as wax ester synthase/diacylglycerol acyltransferase 11-like. NCBI's taxonomy places the organism in Eukaryota, Viridiplantae, Streptophyta, Magnoliopsida, Solanales, Solanaceae. The transcript is spliced from 4 exons. Gene Ontology annotation, biological process: triglyceride biosynthetic process. Gene Ontology annotation, cellular component: plasma membrane. The record is from RefSeq and is a predicted model, not a curated record. Gene Ontology annotation, molecular function: diacylglycerol O-acyltransferase activity; long-chain-alcohol O-fatty-acyltransferase activity. Bases 113 to 679 code for a protein of 188 amino acids.